AUGACGACCCGAGCUGAUACGAAGCCGGCUCCGCUGCAGUCGUUCGUUUCGGGUGGCGGUAGCAGCCAUCUUCAGAAUCUGCACACGCUCGCCCGCCAGAUCCAGCACAACCUCCAACACCAGCACCACUGGUCCCGGCUGCAGGUGCACACGCAUUCGCCGCUGAGCAAAGAGCCUCUGCCCCGCCCGCUGGUCUCUGGACUGCCCCCGCAGCGCCUCUAUGUCCACCCCGACGAGCAGAUCGAGCUGCUGAAGAAUGCGGACCGCGCGAGGAAGGCAGCGGGUGCGAGCAGUGGGUUGGAGGUCAAGGCGCAGGCUGAGCGCGAGUGGGUGCUGCCAACACGGUUGAAUGAGAAGUGGACGCUGCGGAGGCUGGCACUCGUCUUUGACGCCAUCAACAUGGUUCCGCCGGCGCUCGACGAUGAUGAGGAUGAAGAUCAUGAUGAAGACGAUGAAGACGACACACCCAACCCUUGGAGGACGACAAAGAGAGUCGUCCUGGCCACGGCAGACUCGGACAGCACCGUCGUCUACUACAUCAUGCACGAUGGGGUUGUAAAGCCCCGCCAGAACUGA
Molecule: messenger RNA, 576 nt
Organism: Dothidotthia symphoricarpi CBS 119687
Lineage: Eukaryota; Fungi; Ascomycota; Dothideomycetes; Pleosporales; Dothidotthiaceae
Exons: 1
Coding region: 1-576 (191 amino acids)
Biological process (GO): tRNA splicing, via endonucleolytic cleavage and ligation; tRNA-type intron splice site recognition and cleavage
Cellular component (GO): tRNA-intron endonuclease complex
Molecular function (GO): nucleic acid binding
Source: RefSeq, a predicted model, not a curated record